This is a messenger RNA of Hyaloperonospora brassicae, 3750 nucleotides long. The record is from the annotation of a GenBank genome assembly. NCBI's taxonomy places the organism in Eukaryota, Oomycota, Peronosporomycetes, Peronosporales, Peronosporaceae.
AUGCGUGCGUCCACUCCGUCCUGCCAUAGGGGACGGCCGUCUGCGCACGUGACGCCAGCGCAGCCGCGCGCGACGACACAGCAGCAGCCAGAUCCACCCAACGUGCGCUUUGCCUCGCCAUCGUUCUUGUCACCGGCGUCCACUUGCGGCAGCAAACCAGCGCAAGUACUUACGCUCGAGGACCACCCGACGCUCAAGGGUUCGAGGCUUAUGUUGCAGCAAGAGACGCCACGGCACCCGCCGCAAGCGUUGCCGUCGCCACGUCCUUUUUCCGCCAAUCGCUGUAAGGCGCGGGCAGGGGGCCCGAACCCUGCGCGCGUGCUGGAAGAUAUUUCGAACACGGCCAGACGAGACAGUGGUCGCGACGACCCGACGACGAAGCGGAAGUUGGCGUUCUGCACACCAAUCAAAGCACUCGGACGAGCGACGGGCCAUGUCGCCUCGACCAGUGGUCCCACUCUUGCAAGUCUGGAAAACAGCUGUCUCUCGUCUGAACCCGAGCCGGAGGUUAGUGACAUCCCCGUCACUAUUGCAGCAGCAACAACAACUUCAACGUCAACAACCAAUCACACGGACUCAGCAACUCGAGAGCAGGUGCCAGCUCCUGUACCAAGUCAAGUGUCCAAUACAGUCGUCCACAGUCGCUCGCCCGCCGCCCGCAAGGCCCAAGAGUACCACUUCUCCGUGACAUCGACAGUGUCGUCGGUCGCUGUCGCUCCCAACGGCUCGUUCCUCGUCGCAGGCUUUUACAAUGGCAUGGUGUACCUCUAUCCGCUCACGACGGACUCGCUCGUGUUCCACCGCGGUGUGCUCUUGGACCAGAUUUUGCCUCGCGGAAUGUACACGCAGAUCAUGGUGACAGUGUCAAUCCCGACAGACGGGCGCUUCAUCUUUGCAGGAGUUUAUCGUGGCUCGACGGACAUUCGAGCAAUUGAAGUGGACAGCAUUGAGCUGCCAACAGCCCAAACAGAGGGUUUGGCGCCGAAGCGAGGCACCAAUGCUGUCGAUCCUACCACGACGACGUCGAUGGCGCUGCUGAGUGCCGACGACAGUGACGAGAGUGACCGCGAUGGAGACUUGUUGACGGAUGUUUUUCGAUCCUCUACUGCUCAAGUCGUAGCACACACUUUUUCAGAUGCAAAACUGAAAGGAUUUGCCGCUGCCAAGUGCUUAUACCACGAGACGAGUAGGAAGAUGGAAUACCGUUUGCUGUGUGGAAUCGGCAUCAAGAAUGUGCACAUGUGGCGGUUUUACCAGAAAAAGAGUACGGGAGGUACAGACUUGACAUGGAGUUGGGAGUGCGUGUUUGACAAACAGACAAACGGCAUCUCGCUGGAGUUUAUCUCGUUUCACCCGACGAUUGCAAACCAGUUCAUCUCCAAGUCUGAGCACCAGAACGUUCGUAUCUGGCACCUCGAAGAAGACUAUGACACCGUCGGCGACUCGGUGACGAUCCGGAAACAAUCACACACUGACGUGAAACAGACGCUUGACUCGGUGGCAGUGUACGGAGAUUACGCGUAUGGCGGAAGCGAAUCCCUUUCCGUGAUUGAUCUCCAAGCAGCUGUCCGUAUGGACUUGGACCUGCCGCUAUCACAAAAGGAGCAACGUGCCCAGCGCGAGGCCCUGAUCAAAGCAAGGAACGCGAACUCGCUGCGUGCAUGGAAUCCCCGCGGAAGCCGUCGACGCGGUGCCGAAGAUACGAAUGGACAGCGCCACAUGCGCACCGUUAGUAAAAUUGCUGGACAAGAUGCUUCGCCAUUUACUGUCGGUAUGUGCAGUGAUGGUAGUGUGUUUAUCCACCAGCCGACAGUAGAGACUGGGAUUGCGACACCUCUGGAUUACGUCGAAGGGUACGAGCAGUUCUUUGUCGACCCGUCGUUGGACUUUCAAGCACAGUUCUCGGAUCUUACUCGAGUCAACACGAGUGGUCUUCUCGCAGUCCUUCCUUUCCCCGAAAUGGAGAAAGCGAAGUGGAUGGUUGUAGCCGCCAAUCAAAACCAGCUUCUUGUUCAGAGCCUGGAUGCUUUCUUGCACCGCAAUCAGCGCGAGAACGAGUGUUUCCGAGUAAAGACGGAUUCGAGAGAUUUGACGCGAGGCCUGGGUGAAGCCGAGAGCUACCAGGACAGCAGCUGCAGCAGCGACUCAGACGUCAGCGAUGAGAGUGCCGCUAAGGAGAAGCACCGACGCCAGAAAAAGAAGAUCAAGGCAGUUUUGAAGCGCAGUCACCAGGACGGCAUGUUGAAAUAUCAAGUAGCGGAGCGGAAGUUCAAGCGAAACAGACACGAUAGCGAGAAGACUACUGCCCGGGAGAAGACCACCGGUAGGUCAGGAGCAAGAAGAGAAGCGGUGCCGUUGCCCGAUAGCAGAGCGCAAGAGACCGCUGGAACGAGGCACCUUGUUGUGACUGGUACCCGGGACAAGGUUGGCAAGAGCACAACAGCGGUGGCCACUCCUAAGUACAGCACACCCCGCGAUGGUGGCAAGCUAUGGACAAGCGCAGCAUCUCCAGUUGUAUCGAUUUCAUCUUCGUCCGAUUCAUCCAACCCCAACAGUCCAGAACACCCUGUUCUGUCCGGUCUGGAGAAAAGGCUACUAGUCUUGAAGAAACAUGAGGAGACUUUGUCCUCUGUGGCGACACUGAAGUCACGACAGGACAAUGAGCGACUGCUAGGAGAUUCGACUAUCGAUAUGGCCACAGCUGUGACUUCGCUGAGCUCAAGCAGUACUCAAGCGAUAUCCAUAGCGACGGAUGUAAGCAGCGAGAAGAAGGCUACGCGUCGAAUGCGAACGCAAGCUUUGUUCACGGAGCACGAGGGUACUGAAGAUGGUGUCACCAAGGAGAAGUGCGAGGUGACUCAGGCGGAAAUGAAGGAGUCUAAGACAGUGUCUCUGUCGUCAAAGAAACCUGCAGGAGUUGCAGUCUCCGACCAACGCGUGUAUGUAGGAUCGAGCAAGCCAGCACGCUUGCAAGAAGAAAAGCAGGGUGCCUUGGCGAGCGAGCAGAAGGAGCUGACUGAAGCAGACUGUCACGUGAUGCAGUCUGUUGGAGCAAAGGACGCCGAACUGGAAGAGGAGUUGGAGCGGCUGGAACAGUCCGAGCCUGAGUUCAUGUCGGUGCCCUUCGUGAGUGAUAAGGGCUCGCUCCUCGCUGCAGCCAUGUACAGAUACUCUGACCCCGCGUCCGAAGGUUCCAGUGACAGCAAGGUGUUGGCUAUUGCAGACACUGAUGCGGAUUUUGACCGUGCGGUCGCUACUAGCGAGCAGACCAACUUGCUGAUGCAAUUUUCACGCCAGAACGAGCGACUCCGAAUGAACUUCCUCACUGAACGUGAGCGUGUCUACAAGCAUCCGGAUUGCGGCUGUGCAUCGGCCGUUUACUCGAAGAGAUCUUCGUCGAUCUCAGCCAGCGGCCCCAUGAACUGGCGUCGAAACGUAGCGCACGACUACCACAGGCAGAAGCAGUUGAAGCGGCGUCACAAAAAGCUGCUUGCGACGAAAUUACAUCAGCUGCACGCGAACUACGCCUCGCAAAUCCAGGAGCUGUACGCGAUGCAGCAGAUGGAGGCCAACGCUUUGCGGGCGCGCCAGCAGUUCCAGCACCUUCACAAGCAACUCCGUCGUCAAGCCAGCAAAAGUGACGGUGUUUCGCUUGCGCCUACGACAGCAGUAGCAUUGCCGCUCCAAUACUCGACCAUGCCCGAUCACUUCUCCGACGCCAGGUUUCCGUACCCGCAGUUGCUGUCGUAA